AUGGCACCUCCGACAAGACAAUUUCAUAGGCUCUCGAUUGGUCAAAACAUGCCUGAAAUUAACCGGGCCGAGUCCUCGCGGGCCGCUCACGAUGCGGGGCAGAGGCGUCGUUCGGGUCAUCAAGACGAGAGUAGUGAUGACGAAGGGCACGAGAGUGACAGCUCUCGUGAGGAGAACGAGACCGAUGACGAAGGAGACCAGGAGGAGGAGGAGGACGAGAGCAGCGAAGGGAGCGGUUCGCAAGUGUCGACGAUCCGCACACGUUCAGGCAUCACCUACGACUUGUCGAAUCUCAACACCGAGUCUGGAGCCAAAGCUUUGUUGGGCCUGACAGGUCAUUUCGAGGUUGUCAACUGUGGCACUUCUGCCACUGGCUACGAAUUUCAACUUCUUGAUCGGCCUCGUGUGCACAUCGGGCCUGGCAAGCCACCCACCUGUACGUGCACGACUUUUCAGAGCCAUCCGGAUGUGGCUUGUCACCAUAUUUUUUGGCUCCUCGAUCAACUCUACAGUUGCUUCUUCUCGGACCCUGCUUCGACGGAAUUAGCACUUUCUCACGAUGGGCGGCCGCGUGUGCAUCCGCAAAUUGAAGAGCUUCUCAGCGGUAAGCUGGAAGCGGUGGCAGACCGACUGAACUGGCCCUGUCUUCGCAUCGAGGGCGAUGAGCGACGAACACGUAUGACACGGGCCGAAAAGGUGCGCGAUGUUCUCUCUGCCUUCAGUCCGAAGGUCUUGCCCGAGGAUUUCCGUCGUGAUCUGGUCGAGACAACCGCGCAGUCGCGUACUCCAGAACAGUGCGUGGUUCAGGGUGAUCUGGAAGCGACCAUCUUCCGUCUCGCGGUUCACGAUGACAGUGUGUUUACGAGCAUUUGCAAAGCCAUGCCUUCCGGCGCCUGUGCGGUGAUCUACUUUGAUAAAGUCCAGGAGCAGCUUCGUCGUCUUCUGGCCGAUUUUGAUCGGUACUGCGCCACGGGUGAAACCUCUGUGGAGAACGCGAGUCCGGGUAGGGGGCUCUUCGAGGUCGAAGAAGUCGUUCAACAGCUUCGUCGGUCGGUCUCCCUGCUCCACACUAAUAUUGUGCUUCGUGCCCCAUAUGGAUCGGAAGGUGCUGCAAAGGCUCUCGUCUUCAUUCUUGAAGCCGUUGCUGCACGCAAUAAAGAUGCGUUGGAAGGAAACACUUGGGGAAGAGCUUCUUUUCAUGGAGAAGAUGAGGACCAGCGCAACUUGUACCAUCUGCUCAUUGGGUCCGAUGAUAUGGAUCUGGAAUCUGACUCUGAGCUCUUUGUUCUCGAUGCUCUGAGUGCUCUGCCUCCAGGCGAUCUGGCUCUUCAUCUUCCGAAGCUUCUCGAGAUUCGCAGCAAAAUCGAGGUCAAUCGUGCUCCGAAACAAUAUCUUAUUCGCCUGGGAGCUCUGAUUCGACUCGUCGAAGCCGCGAACACCGCAUCCUCGUCUGCGAUGGGCCAGAUGGGCUCCGGACAGAAGCGACCCGCGGCUGGCAAUUCAGGAAGUUACUCAAAGCGAAGCCGCUAG
This is a messenger RNA of Penicillium oxalicum, 1530 nucleotides long. RefSeq lists its product as uncharacterized. Gene Ontology annotation, molecular function: zinc ion binding. NCBI's taxonomy places the organism in Eukaryota, Fungi, Ascomycota, Eurotiomycetes, Eurotiales, Aspergillaceae. The coding region runs from base 1 to 1530 and encodes 509 amino acids. The record is from RefSeq and is a predicted model, not a curated record. The transcript has 2 exons.